CAAGAGUGAUGUUAAAGCUAAAAUAUGUGACCCAGGUGUAUUUAAUGAUGAUCUGGCUGUUAAAUUGUCGAAAUGCGAUGAAGAGUACAGUAAGGUCAUAGCAAAAGUCAACGAAAAGUUUGAAAAUAUGACACUCGAGUGCGACACCAAGGACACUGCAUUUAUCACCAAGUUUAAAAAUUUAAAGAAGGAAGAUAAUCAAGUUCAUUUGUAUGGUGCGUGUAAGGAACUGGAUUUAUCAUGCAGGGUCAAAUUCAAUCAAAAGGUGCAUGAAGAAUCUAUAAAGCAGAUUAAGUCGCUGAAUGAUUGCUAUUCGAAAAUGGCGAAAUGCGGUGAUGAGUACAAUAAGCUCUAUGAAAAAAUCAGCGAAAAAUUAUUCCAUGAUUGCUAUUCGAGAGUGUUUGGAGCAAGAUAAAAAUACAAU
This is a messenger RNA of Oppiella nova, 424 nucleotides long. The record is from the annotation of a GenBank genome assembly. Lineage: Eukaryota; Metazoa; Arthropoda; Arachnida; Sarcoptiformes; Oppiidae.